This is a messenger RNA of Peronospora belbahrii, 921 nucleotides long. The record is from the annotation of a GenBank genome assembly. Lineage: Eukaryota; Oomycota; Peronosporomycetes; Peronosporales; Peronosporaceae.
AUGUCGGACAAGUCAGAGCUACUCAUAACCGUCGUCUUUGGCAAGCUGUCGACGGCUUUCACGAUAUGCACGCAGGACCCACAGGCUCUUGAUACCCUCAAAGCGCAAAUCUACUCAACGUUUCAUCUCGAUCCAAAGUUCCAGCGCUUGGUACAUCGAGGACGCAACGUUAAAACGUCGACAGUCCUUACAAACGGUUCUAAGGUAAUCGUACUGCGUACUCCAGCUUACUACGAACAAUCUGAAGCGUUUAAAGCAGUACUAAACUGCUCAGACUCUCGCUCAGUGCUACUAUCACCAGUAGCAGCAGCUUAUGCAUCGAAAACAGCUUCUGCAAACCCCGAAAUCGAUGUGAACGAGUUGGAAAAAGACGAUCUGUUGGUGCAGGUUUUUAAAGGAAAAAACCGCUAUGAGAUGAUCUUCCCUUGCUCUAAAAAGAUUCUAGACGUGAAACAAAAACUAAGUUCAUUAUUAGGACUGCAUUCACCGCAAGCGUUGAAGCUGGUAGUCAAGGGAAAAACUCCGGUAGACAACACAGUGCUCGGGACUUUGGUAGGAACAAAGAAGGUUAUCAAAUUUAUGGUGUUGCUGCAAGCUCAGCAGCAUAUGAUUCAGGAAAAGGAGAAGGAGCUAAGAAAGCUGAUUAACGAAUUGUCUGGGGCUCAAACAGCUCUGCAGCGAGUACAGAGGCAGAUGGCGCGCAACUUUAUGUCGAGAGACGAGAGUUUAUUCGAGCUGUCAAGAGUGCUAGAUGAUAGCCAGCGACUUAUUGGAAAGUUUGAGCUGGUGAAGCAGCAUUUAGCUGAAUCGAAGACUUUGGCGAAUAGACAGACCCUUGCGGCUACAAUGCAAGCGAUUGAAGAAGCUAUUACGCUGGCUGAAACAGCUCAAGGGCUGCUGGAUCACCAUUCAAUGGUGUAA